AUGGCAACAGCUAAUAAUCCUCCGCCAAAGCCUUGGGAGAAAGGCGGUGGUUCUUCUGGUUGGACACCGUUUAGACCUCCAUCAUAUGGCAGCACAAGUGAUGUAGUGGAGGCUUCAGGAACUGGAAAACCUGGAGAAAUUUUUUCAAGUUCAGACAUUAAUGCCUCAAUCAACAGAAAUGCCAUUGGAAGGCAUGUUCCUCCAACUCCAUGGGAGAAUAACUAUGGCCCAACCAACUUUGGAGGUUGUAGUUCCAAUCUGACCUGUAACUCUGGCUAUGGAUUUGGUGUGUAUGAUGCAUAUGGUGGGCAUGGAGGAAUGUAUGGUGGAGGGAUGUAUGGCAACAACAUGUAUAGAGGAGGCUAUGGUGGAUUUCAUGGGUCUGGAAUGUAUGGUGGUGGGAUCCAUAAUGGUGGUUUUGGAGGUCCAAUGGGUAGCUAUGGAAUGGGUCCAUAUGGAGCUCCAGAUCCUCAUAAUCCUUAUGGUGCACCUUCUUCUCCACCAGGUUUUUGGAUUUCACUUCUUCGGAUGAUGCAGGGUGUGGUGAACUGUUUUGGUCGCGUAGCAAUUCUCAUAGACCAAAAUACACAAGCCCUUCACAUGUUCAUGUCUGCUCUUCUUCAGCUUUUUGAUCGGUCAGGUAUGUUGUAUGGAGAGUUAGCCAGAUUUGUGCUCAAGUUGCUGGGAAUUAGAACAAAUCCCAGAAAGGUUCAACCGGAUGGACUCCCUAUCCCACCACAAAAUCAAUACAAACCUUCUAUAGAUUAA
Molecule: messenger RNA, 768 nt
Organism: Manihot esculenta (cassava)
Lineage: Eukaryota; Viridiplantae; Streptophyta; Magnoliopsida; Malpighiales; Euphorbiaceae
Product: peroxisomal membrane protein 13
Exons: 5
Coding region: 1-768 (255 amino acids)
Biological process (GO): protein import into peroxisome matrix, docking
Cellular component (GO): peroxisomal membrane; peroxisome; peroxisomal importomer complex
Source: RefSeq, a predicted model, not a curated record